CGUCGUGUCAGUCGUGUACGUGUACGCGCGCGUGUUUGCCGCGGUAGUGUGGCCGGUUUUGUUCCCUUCUUAAGCGGUGCGUGCGACACCCCCGACGUUGGUGUGGGUUUGUGUGGACAGUAACUUUGCAUGCUGUCGGCCCGCCGCCGUGUGGUAGUACUCACCAGAUGGGUUUGCUUCGGACGACGAAUGUUUGACACCGCUAAAGUUUUUACGGGGUUUUUUGAAAAUCUUAACGCACCACCGCUGUAACAUAUGACCGCGGCCGAUAGAUCUCCGUUUUCAAUUAAAUUCGAAUAAUUAAUUGUUUGGCGGUUAUCUCAUAGGAUUUUCAAAGAUCAACCAGUUAUCAAAUCAAAAAGUUAUCGUAUCAUAAAGAAAUGUGGUGAAGGCAAGAAAUCUAAAAUUAAACAAAAAAGUGGUCACAUAUUUUGUUUAAUAACAUAACAAGAAAAAAUCACUUUCAAACGCAAACAUUGAUAAAUCGCUUUAAAACAGUGCAGGGCUGCGAGUUUAUCGCCAUGUUGCGCUUCGAAGCAUGUAUGUCAUCUUCCCGGCGGACGAAGUCGUACAGCUGUCAUUUGGUCAACCUGCAUCACGACAGCACCAACAGCAGCAGUCUGGUCAACGUUGCCUUUGCGGCCAACACCGUACUGUCCGAAUUAUGGAUGGCGGUGGAAGACGCUUAAGUAGCAAAUUCGCUAGUUCCAUGUCCUCAGCGAUGGGUGACGACCUUUCGCUAAAGGACCUGACGCAUCCGGCGUUGAAUGAUAUUCUGAAGACACAUAAUGCUGCCACAUUCAAGCUUGUCAAAACAGUGUCCGAUUUCACGCAAGAGUUGUCCCAAAUGUACGAACAACAUGCCGCUGAGCUACAACUAUUGGUCACUAAUUUUCGGAAGAAAAACAACGAUCUCAGGAAAGAUAGGCCUCCAUUUCCUAGCCAAUUAUUUUACACGUGGGAGACGUUCCUUCAAGAAGUAGAAACAGAUUCUAAGUCUAUCAGUGACGUAGCCAAUGUGCUUACUAGACAGAUAUCUAGACCAAUUUUGGACAGGUCUUUUCACCGUAAAGUGCAAUCACGUAAAGUGUUUAGUCAAAGGGAUUCGUUAGAAACAAUUCUACAGAAAGCUGAAGACAAAUUAGCCAAAUGUAGGGAUGAUUAUAAACGUGCAUUUCUUGCUCAGUUGUCUUCUCCUAACAGUUCAGCUUCUUUAUCCUCAUAUCUAGAUGCACACAACGCUUACGUGACACAAUUGCAUGCAACUAACGGUAUGGUCGAUCAAUACAAUCAAUUCGUGUUGCCUCAACUUUUACAAGAACUUGAAGAAGUUUAUUCGGAUCUUUGUUUGACUUUAUCAGACGCUGUAUUACAAGGAUCCGAAACUAUAUACAACAAAUCUAGCGAUCAGUCUAAGAGGUAUAACGCAUUGGGAUCACAAUGUCGACAAUUGACGCCUAGUGCAGAUAUAGUAGCGUUCACUAGAUCUUUGACUCCCUUACCUACCACAUCAAGUCCAUCACAACGGAUUUGUAAUUACUGUCCACCUCAAGCUCCAGCUGAUACCGAAGGCUUAACCAUUGAUCCAGUAGUCACGGAAGCAAUGACACAGUUGGCUUUGAAAAAUGAAUUAGUCGUCGAUAGAUUAGCUAGUUUGGAUAUUAGAGCUGGAUAUGAUACAAUAAGGGCAGAAUUGAUGGACCUUGAAUCACAGAUGAAACAAAUACAAGAUUCUGUCGAAACACUCAAACGUUUACAACAAAGAAGCCUAGAACAGUCAUUGUUUAGUAAAGCCAAUGAAUUACAGGAAGAUUUAAGUAUAAAAAGAUUCGAAUUAAGAACAGCGCAAAUGCAUUUGGCAGCCGUCAAGUCACAAAAAGAUCUAUUCGCGUCAAAAUUAGAGGCGACUGAGUCGAACGCCAGAGACAGAAAACUGUCAUCUUCGUCCAGUGGAAGCAUGAAGUCCAAAUGGCUAAAGGCUAUCAAAAGCCUUAAGACCACAAGUGGACCUACCAACAACAACACGACGCAAAAAGAUGAAAAGAAACAUCAAAUGUAUCAUGCGGUAUCGACCAUAAUAGCAAUGAGGAAAACCGGUCGAGACGGGAAUCCUCAGUUUUCGGCAAACACGGAAACAGCACAUCAAUUCCAAGAAUACACUUAUAAGAAAAUUACACCAUGCGAUUUCUGCUCUCAAGUUUUAAGAGGGCACACCAGACAAGGACUUAAAUGUCGAGUGUGUAAGAUGAACGUGCACUUGGACUGCCAAGAAAAAGUGACUACUCGGUGUCAGGUCAAAUCGCGUUUAUUACGCCGACAAAAAUCCACGUCGGAAAUUGAAACCAAAAUGGCUGCGAUGAACGUUUCAUCCGCUUCGGCUGCAGCGCUAGACGACGAAGUAAUAUCCGGUGCGGACGGUGGCGGCGGUGGUGGUGCCGGCGGCCAGCAACCCCAGACAGAGCAAGUGGAUCAAGUGUAUCAGGUGUUGAAACAGGCCGGGGAAAUCCGUACUUCGCCAAGAUCAGGCGUAGGCCGGCAGCAAUCCAUUGUUGGGCCACCAGCUGAACCCAGAUCACAACAUCACCAACAUCACCCGCCAAACAGUUUGAGCAGACCGGGCACCGCGGCCACGUUGAACGUCACGUCACCACCAAACGCGUCCAGCUCAGCUCCACACAGUCCGCGGCGACCAAAACUCAAUUCGCGCAUGAAGAGCUUCUCGUUGGACUCGUCGGACACAGCAGAACAAGCACAGCGACGACGCAUGGGCGGCGGUCAACACAUGGAAAGUCAUUCCAAUCCGUCGUCCUCGUCCAGAUUACAAUCUCCUUCUAGUCCCGUCCACAAUCGUCGUUUACUUACCACAAGAAACAUACGAAUGAGUUCAGUGGAGCUACCAGACGACAACGAUAAGUCAUUGUCAUCGGCCAGCACCUCUCCGUGCCCGUCGCCGGUGAGAUAUCCACAAAAACCGCACAGACUACUACCAAACAAUUUAUAUGUGGUGCUUUACAACUUUAAGGCUCGCCGAGAGGACGAACUAGACUUGAAAGCGGGAUACAAAGUAACAGUUAUCGACACUUCGGACCCGGCCUGGUGGAAAGGCAAGUGCUUCGGCCGUGUCGGUUAUUUCCCGUACAACUACGUGACCAAAGUACAACCUGGCGAGAGACCUUUGCAGGUCACUCAUAAUUUACAAGUGUCUGACGGCGACAAUGGACUAACAUUACUCAGGGAUCAGAUCGUUAUUCAAAUUGGCGAAGAACUAGACGGCAUGGUAGUAAUCAGAAAUGCAGAGAACAAACAGGGCAUCUGUCCCGUGAAGUUCUUGCAAGAGGUGUGACAAUCGAGUGAGCGAUACAUAACGCAUCGCUUCUCUCUGUCUCGACGACCUUUCUUAAGCCCUUCUUUGCCUUUAGACUACGAGAUGAGAUAUGAUGAUGACCGCUCGUACAGCCGACGACAGUCGAAUUCGCAAACUCGACCGCUGUUGGUGAUCGGUCAACGUUGAUGCAUACAAUCCACGACGCCGAAUUAUAAUAAUAUUAUGCUACAUAAACAUAUUGUACUUUUCUACCCCAGAAUAAUUUUACCGUCCUUAACUCUGUGAUCUGCUUCGAUUGUCUGGGUUGUGUAGUGUUUCUACACGUGGACACCACCAGAGACAAAUUACCACUACCGCAUUUGUAAAUUUCCUAUUUGCAUAAACGAUACCCUAAAUACAUUUUGUUUUCUUUUUCUCCGUCCAUAAUGCCACUAACAUAACGCAGAACACAAUCUGUAAGCCCUUGUGUAUCAUUUGUUUACCCUGUCGUCAGAGAAAGCGGAACGUUACUCAUAAGAGUGUAGUUUAUUGUUGUAUAUUAUAUUAAGAGAAUAUAUUUAUUUUUUAUUUUA
Messenger RNA from Daktulosphaira vitifoliae (grape phylloxera), 3897 nucleotides. RefSeq lists its product as uncharacterized. NCBI's taxonomy places the organism in Eukaryota, Metazoa, Arthropoda, Insecta, Hemiptera, Phylloxeridae. Gene Ontology annotation, cellular component: extrinsic component of cytoplasmic side of plasma membrane. The record is from RefSeq and is a predicted model, not a curated record. Bases 539 to 3343 code for a protein of 934 amino acids. The transcript has 22 exons. Gene Ontology annotation, biological process: positive regulation of voltage-gated calcium channel activity; skeletal muscle contraction; positive regulation of protein localization to plasma membrane. Gene Ontology annotation, molecular function: protein binding.